GUCUUCAACAACCUGGGGGUUGCCAUGGCAACGUAUGUUGCGGCUGUCACGUUCGUGCCGCUUCUUUUGGGCAUAUUGUACUCCACUGGAAAUGGCGCGCUUGUGCAGAGUGUCAACCCUCACUCUCCGCUAUUAACAUCGCUAAUUGCGGGACAGCACGCCAUCGUACGGGUCUACAGUCCGUCCGGGAUGUGUAUAAUCGAUACCGCCGACGACUGGACUGAUUGUCUGGCGAAGGCGAUCUCACAUACCUACACACACACACCCACACACCCACACCUAUCCACCAACACAUCACGUCAAACAGACCCCUCCACCAAUGAUGACGCGCACGCACACACCACACACAACAACGCCAAUGGCGACGAGGAAGACAUCCUGCAGCCCUGGAUGAACCAUGUGACUUCAGCUGAUCCGAGAUUUCCCCAGACGUUGCCCAUGGCAACGGACUCAGAUUGGGGCUAUUGUGUCACCGACGACCAAAUAAGGGCUACGCGAUAUUUGUACACCGGCGACCAAAGGCCGGUAGAUCCUGGGUCGGGGUAUAACAUCACCAACAACACGAAGACCAACAUUGCGCUAAAAAUAGAACAGGAAGAAGUGAUUGGCUGUUGCGGUGCGCAAACCCAGGGUCGGGGAGACCACUAUAGUUUUGGAUACUCACCUGACGCUUGGUCCCGGAAUCCGACCACCGGAAUACCGGGACGGGGAGAAGAAGUGAGAAAUAGAAGACGAGCACAUGUGGGUACUGUAUUCGGCGCAGAUAAGCGCAUUAUAUCAGACGAUGAGAAUACCGGAGACAUGUUCGUUGACGGAACGGAACGUUUUCAUGAAGCCGUUAACGCUGGACACGCAACACCCAAUACAGAUGAUGGUAAAGAUAGAAACAGCCCAACACUCAAUACAGAUGAUAGUAAAGACAGAAACAGCCCAACACUCAAUACAGAUGAUAGUAAAGAUAGAAACAGCCCAACACUCAAUAUAGAUGAUAGUAAAGAUAGAAACAGCCCAACACACAAUACAGGCGAUAACAAGGACAGGCAUAGCCAAGUGCAUCGGCAUGCGGAGAAGCGUACUCGACACAAAGGUGUCGGAGAAACCUCGGCGAAUGGUACGGUGUACCGAACUAUCUCACUCACCCCUCCCCACUACCACAAUACCCAUCACACUCACCAGUCUGUUCAACAGUUUAACAGUGCGAAAACACAGCCACAACAGCGCAGACGGGACGUAGUACAAGGUAGUAGGGCUACUGAGGGGAUCGCAAUACCCGGUGAGUCACCAAUGAAUCAUGGGGCUAUUAAUAGAACACCCCGAUCUAUAAAUAGAACACCGGACCCACCCACGUGCGAGUGUAUGCCGGCGCGGGCGACUGUGGCGGGCAUCCCGUGUCAAUCUACACGCGCGUGCACUACGUUCGAUGCAACCGAUAUCAGUGCAGUCAGGUGCAUGGUUCCUCUUCGGCCCCAUCCGACGGUGCAACUCUUCCGUAUUGAAGUGGCUGACAUCCGAAGUCUCAAGGUUCACGACCGGCCCCAUACCCCAAAAAUAGGACACGCGACCAC
Molecule: messenger RNA, 1565 nt
Organism: Sphaeroforma arctica JP610
Lineage: Eukaryota; Ichthyosporea; Ichthyophonida
Exons: 5
Source: RefSeq, a predicted model, not a curated record